CUAGAGGGAAUAAGGUUUGGGCUGAGAAGGGGCGGAAGAUGUCUCAUUGCUGAUGAGAUGGGGCUUGGAAAAACCCUCCAGGCUAUUGCCAUUGCUAGUUGUUUUAUGAAUGAGGGCCCUACACUCAUUGUUUGUCCAGCUAU
Cuscuta campestris is the source of this 143-nucleotide messenger RNA. NCBI's taxonomy places the organism in Eukaryota, Viridiplantae, Streptophyta, Magnoliopsida, Solanales, Convolvulaceae. The record is from the annotation of a GenBank genome assembly.